AUGUGGAAAGCAACAUGGAGUAUAGUUAUCGUGAAGAUGGAGCGAUUUAAGAAACGCAAGGCUGAAAACCAUGUCAGGGAAUAUUCCACUCGCAACAUGAACUGCUUGAUCAUGUCUGAAGUCAACGCAGAACAGAUAUCUCUCAAGUCGAGACAAAAGUAA
Molecule: messenger RNA, 162 nt
Organism: Sclerotinia sclerotiorum 1980 UF-70
Lineage: Eukaryota; Fungi; Ascomycota; Leotiomycetes; Helotiales; Sclerotiniaceae
Exons: 2
Coding region: 1-162 (53 amino acids)
Source: RefSeq, a predicted model, not a curated record